This is a messenger RNA of Tachysurus vachellii, 748 nucleotides long. RefSeq lists its product as uncharacterized. The transcript is spliced from 4 exons. The record is from RefSeq and is a predicted model, not a curated record. NCBI's taxonomy places the organism in Eukaryota, Metazoa, Chordata, Actinopteri, Siluriformes, Bagridae. Bases 272 to 685 code for a protein of 137 amino acids.
CUUGUGAGGCAGAAAGCAGCACGGAUCAGAUGUGAAUGCUGAUAUAAGUAUAAGGUGUACAUUUUUCUUUGGCUCAUCAUCACUUAAAAAUAAGAAAAACAAAAGGAUCUGGAAAAUAUUUCUUUAUUUUCACAUAUUAAAUGAGGUGAAUGCAAUUUGCAUGGACAAGAGUCAGAAAAUCACUGGCAGUGUUGAAUCUUGAGGAAGACCGAGAAGCAGAGAAGCAAAUACUUUUCAGCUGCACUCUGUAACAGCGAAUUUGAAUUGAAAUAUGGAUGCCAUAGUAAAGAAAUCUCUAGCUGGCUGCAUAUCAGGGGUGAAGGAUGAAGCUGGUAAAAAGGGGAAGGCUGUUAGGAGGAAAAGUGCACCCUGCUGUUACUCCCACAUCACUUAUGACUCGUCCUGGAUCAGAGCCUACCAAGCAGAGCUACAGCGAGAAAGGAAACUGAGACAAGGCAUAUUAGCUCAGAAGAAAGUAGAGAGAACAGUUCUGAAGGUUCACUACAGGAACCCACACCAUUACACAAAGGCACCCCAGGACAGGAAGCACUUAAAAACCAAAGCCUCUUCAAAGAAAGAUGACUCUCUUUUUGGUGCCUUCCGGGGUUUAAGUCUGAAUAUAGACAACAGUGUCCGGUCCUUUAAACCUACAGCAGCGAGUGCAGAGCAGUGUAAAGUCAUGUAAUAAAGAAGCACAAAAUAAUCUGCAUCCAUUAUGUGCACAUAUCCUGCACCUGUUACAGCAACA